Molecule: messenger RNA, 3090 nt
Organism: Myotis myotis
Lineage: Eukaryota; Metazoa; Chordata; Mammalia; Chiroptera; Vespertilionidae
Gene: MAN2B2
Product: mannosidase alpha class 2B member 2
Exons: 20
Coding region: 1-3090 (1029 amino acids)
Biological process (GO): mannose metabolic process
Cellular component (GO): lysosome
Molecular function (GO): alpha-mannosidase activity; carbohydrate binding
Source: RefSeq, a predicted model, not a curated record
AUGGGGCCGCGCUGGCUGCCUCUGUUCGCGCAGCUGGUGGUGCUGCAGCUGCCAGGGGCCUGGGCCAAGGACACCAUCAGGGUCUUCGUGGUGCCCCACAGCCACAUGGACGUGGGCUGGCUCUACACGGUCCAGGAGAACAUGCAGAUCUACGCCGCCAGCGUGUACACCUCGGUGGUGCGGGAGCUGACCCUCAAGGAGCACCGGCGCUUCAUCGCCGUGGAGCAGGAGUACUUCCGGCUGUGGUGGGACCGGUUCGCCUCGAGGACCCAGAAGCUCCAGGUCCGCGAGCUGCUGGCCCACGGACGCCUGGAGUUUGUGAGCGGAGGCCAGGUCAUGCACGAUGAGGCGGUGACGCACUUUGACGACCAGAUCCUGCAGCUCACAGAAGGACACGGCUUCCUUUACGAAACGUUCGGGGUCCGGCCACAGUUCUCCUGGCAGGUCGACUCGUUUGGCGCCUCUGCCACGACGCCCACCCUGUUUGCCCUGGCGGGGUUCAACGCCCAUGUCAUCUCCCGGAUCGACUAUGAGCUAAAGGAGGCCUUGAUGCAAGUGCAGGAGAUGCAGUUCGUGUGGCGAGGGUCCCAGUCCCUGGCGGAGCGGCAGGAGAUCUUCACGCACGUCCUGGACUUUUACGGCUACUGCUCGCCCCCUAACCUCUCUCUCUCCCGCAGGGUAGGGUAUUCCUGGGAAGGUGAGGCCCCGUUGCUCACACAAUUCCAGGGUGGGGAACACAGCAGCCUGAAUGACCCCGUCACUGUGCGCAACAUCGAAAUGUACGUGGAGAGGUUUGUGUUGGACGUGAAGUCGCGGGCCCGUGGGUAUCGGACCCCGCACAUCCUCUGGCCCUGGGGGUGCGACAGGAAGUUCUUCAGCGCCGGCGUGCAGUUUGCCAACAUGGACCUCCUGCUGAGCUCCCUCAACACCCGCGCCUCGCAGCUGGGCGUCACGGUGGAGUACGCCACGCUGAGCGCCUACUUCCGCGCCCUGCACGCCCACAACGCCACCUGGCACGUCCGCGGCCACCAGGACUUCCUGCCCUACGCCUCAGAGGAGUCGCAGGUGUGGACCGGCUUCUACACCUCCCGCAGCCCGCUCAAGGGGCUGGCGAGGCGGGCCAGCGCGCUGCUGUACGCCGGGGAGUCCAUGUUCACGCGCUACAUGUGGCCCAGCCCCCGGCGCCGCCUGGACCCCCGCUGGGCCCUGACGCAGCUCCAGAAGCUCCGCUGGGCCGUCUCCGAGGUGCAGCACCACGAUGGCAUCACCGGGACGGAGGCCGUCAAGGUGGGGGACAUGUUCACGCAGCACCUGAGAGCAGGGAUGCAGGCCGUGCUCCGGCUGGUGGCCGCCAUCGUGCUGGACCCGCCCCGAGGCUCCCCAGGCUCAGAGCCCAGGGGACACUCUGCCGCGGUCUACAACCCCCUGGCCUGGACGGUCACCACUGUGAUCAACCUGACCGUGAGCUUCCCCCACGUCACGGUCACGGACGAGUCAGGCCGCCCGGUCAAGGCCCAGGUCCAGAGAUCGAAGGAGAUCCCACAUAAAUAUGACUUGUAUGUGCUGACCACGAUCCCGGGCCUCAGCUACCGGUACUACAGCGUCAGGCCCACCGAGCAGGCCCCGGAGGGCCAACAGGCAGCAACCGCCACCAUGGCCUUCACCUCCAAGCUUGACCGCAAGCCAAGAAGACUGAGCACCAGGCCCUUGGGCAAGAAACUGGUGUCCGUGAAGAAUGACUGCUACACUGUCUUCCUAGACCCGGACACCAACCUGAUGCACAGCAUCUGGGAGAGACAGAGUAACCGGACGGUCCGCGUGACCCAGCAGUUCCUGGAGUACACCGUCAACGGCAACAAGAAUGACCUCCCCGUCUCUGACAACUACGUGUUUCUGCCUGAAGGGCCUGCGGACCCCGCGUGGGAGGCAGUGAGCGUGGAGAUGGUGCGCGGGCGCCUCCUGACGGAGAUCCGGCAGUACUUCUACAGGACGUUGGAGGCCAAAGAGCACACCUACGCCAUCUACUCCCGCCUGGCGCACGUGCCGCUGGGCUACGACCGGGAGCUGCUCUGCCACCGCCUGGAGCAGGAGCUGCGCGUGGGCCCCCUGGAGGUGAACCGCGAGGCCGUCCUGAGGACCAGCACCGGCCUGCAGAGCCUGCGGGUCCUGCACUCGGACAGCAACGCCUUCCAGAUGCAGCACAGGCUCCACCGGGACUACCCGGCCCACACCAUCUCCCGGAAUUAUUACCCCAUGGUGCAGUCGGCCUACAUCGAGGACAGCAGGACCAGGCUGGUGCUGCUCUCUGAGCAGGCGCACGGCGUCUCCAGCCAGGGCGACGGAGAGGUGGAGGUGCUGCUUCACCGGCGGCUGUGGAACAACUUGGACUUGUCCCAGAUCUUCAACGUCACCCUGAAAGACGCCUCCAUUGUCCGCCCGGUGUUCUGGCUCCUGCUGGGACCCCUGUCCCUGACCACUCGCCUGCGCCCGCAGAGUGGGCUGGCCCUGCAGCACAGGCCUGUGGUGGUGCUGGGAAGGCUGCCUGAGGCCGACCCAGAGCGCCCUGUGGCCCGGCAGCCAGAGGCCGUGACGCUGCCCCCAAGCCUUCACCUGCAGACCCUGAGCAUCCCCGGCUGGACCUACAGCUCCAACCACACACAGCACCUGCAGAAGCUCCAGAAAGGUGAGGCAGGGAAGGCCAAGCCCGACCUCCGCCGGGUCCUGCUGCGGCUCCACCACCUGUACGAGGUCCGGGAGCACCAGGUCCUGUCUCAGCCGGUGACCGUGGACCUGAAGGCCGUGCUGCGGGGGCUGGGCACGCUGGUGGCCGUGGAGGAGCGCUCGCUCACGGGGACCUGGAGUGUGAACUCGCUGCGGCGCUGGAGGUGGAGGACACCCAACAAAGGUUUGGGAGCCUCUGGUUUGGGCGGCUCCCGGCCCAGCGCCCCGCACGGCCCCGUCGUCACCAUCGGCCCCAAGGAGAUCCGGACCUUCUUCGUCCACUUUCAGAGGCCUGUGGUGGUGGUGGUGAUGGUGUUGCUGUUGGUGGUGAUUGUGUGGCUGUUCGUGAUGGUGUGGUUGUUGGUAUGA